CUUCUAACCGAGUGUUGUGUUCUUCACUGAGUUUGGUGUACAGAAAAGAAGCGUUAUGUCCAGAAGAUUCCAUGCGGACAACUCAUGACACUUGUUUUCAGAGUUAUUUUCUGCCAUUAAACACGCAUAUUCGAAGUUCUUUGCGUCGAAAAUCGGAUUAAUUGUGUGUGAUCAUUUACUAAAACAGUAAAAUAAUAUAAAAUAAAAGAUAGAGAGAAAGAAAGAUAUGAUCUUGCCAUUAGCUAAGCUAGGAACUCUUGCACUGAGAACUUUUUCCAAACCCAUAGCCAAUCGUUUCAAGAAGGAAGCCAGCAUUCACCCCAAAUUCCGCCAGUUUAUUAUCAACUUUGCCCAGGCAAAUCAUCGAUUUACAACAAAUAUGCAAAGACGCAUCUACGGUCAUUCAACCAAUGUUGCAAUACGCCCCUUAAACGAGGAAAAGGCUGUCCAAGCUGCUGCAGAUCUUGUUGGUGAAUUCUUUGUAUUUUCGGUUGCAGUAGCUGCUGUAAUUUUUGAGGUACAAAGAAGUGCCAGAUCUGAAGCAAGAAAAGAGGAGCAGCGCAGACAAGAGUUAGAGGCAAUGAAGCAAAGAGAUGAAGAUUUAGCAGAAAUUGAGCUUCUUAAACAGAACAUUGCAGAGCUGGAAGAACUCUCUAAAGGACGAGGAUUAAGUGGAUUAUCCAUAUUAGGCAUCCUAUCAUACCGACAAUGA
Messenger RNA from Pistacia vera, 712 nucleotides. Its product is annotated as OPA3-like protein. Gene Ontology annotation, biological process: regulation of lipid metabolic process. The record is from RefSeq and is a predicted model, not a curated record. Gene Ontology annotation, cellular component: mitochondrion. NCBI's taxonomy places the organism in Eukaryota, Viridiplantae, Streptophyta, Magnoliopsida, Sapindales, Anacardiaceae.